CACAGGUCACAUUUAAACACUCCAACACACUAAUGCAACAUAAUACCUUAAAAAUAAUAAACCCAAACACUUAAGACACACACAGUUCCUCAAUGAUUCUGCCAUACACCCAGGUGGGACAUAUUAGUAAAAUGUCGAUGUACCAAAAGUAUGAUGAGGAGGGGUCACUGCUAUGUGAGAACAUGGAGGAGUCCUUAAACGAACCCUCCUCUAGACUCGAACCACCCAGAGGUCCAGCCUGGCGAAUCCACCUCGCCCUCCUGGAAUACAAGCACUACAAGGCGGCCAGAACAAUUCAAAGGUUCUUUCGAGGAUUUCUCACCCGCCAAAAACUCCUAGAACAGAACGAGGCUGCCACCAGGAUCGCUAAAUGGUGGCGAGGCUACAAGGUACGCAAUCUAUUCUUCGAGGUAGUUCAGAAUCUGCUGCAAGAUCGGGUAAUGAAAUUUUAUAAUGCGAAGGCCCAGAUGAUCCAAGCCAGCUUCCGUGGCUGGAAAACGCGCCAGUUCCUCCACGACUUCCAGGCAAUGAAGAUGCUGCGACUACAGUACGCCGAGGAUAUGCUUAGUCAGCUGGCAAGGAAUCUUUUCAGAAUAAAACAUGAAAAUAAGCUGCCGGGUGUUUAUUCCUUGCGCGAGUCUGCUCUUCUAAAUCGUAUUGAGGACCUGUCUUGGUCCUUUGGCUACCGCUUCCACAAUGGACGAGUGCGAGCGGCCAUAGCCGCGAAGAGAUCUUAUAUCAACGACAAGCGGGAAGAGUUCAGAUCCGCUAAGAGAUACUUCAAAUCACCAUAUCCGAGUCCAGAUGCAGAGGCCCUCAUAUUUGGCGAGGGAGUGAUAAACAAGGAGAUUUGCACUGCCGGACAGCGUACCUUCAUGGUGUAUGAAAAUUCAAUCAGAGACCCACACAUCAAGAAAGUUUACGAGAACUUUGCAGCUAGGCGGCGGAAUAACAUGCAGGCCAAUAAGGAGAACAUUAGGACCUUAUUUUGUAGGGACUUGGUCAGACGACUGAUUAAGAAACGUUUGGUAACUCGGAAUGCUGAGAAGAAAACAAUGCGUCAGUUUCUGGAGGAACUCUUGGCGAAUACCGGAGAAUACAAUUGCUAUUGCGCACCCAAACUGACGGAGGAUACCUUAUGCCAUUAAGGCUCCAUAGUUCUGGACGAACAUUCGCUUCGGUGGAUGAUCGACCAGAACUAGAGAACCUGUAGGGCCUACGCCUCUCUUAAAAAAAUUGUCCACUGUAUAUCCAAGUGACACCCAAAAUAAUAUACAAUGCAACAAUA
This is a messenger RNA of Drosophila bipectinata, 1288 nucleotides long. RefSeq lists its product as uncharacterized. Lineage: Eukaryota; Metazoa; Arthropoda; Insecta; Diptera; Drosophilidae. Gene Ontology annotation, molecular function: protein binding. The record is from RefSeq and is a predicted model, not a curated record.